Messenger RNA from Suillus bovinus, 2325 nucleotides. RefSeq lists its product as uncharacterized. Lineage: Eukaryota; Fungi; Basidiomycota; Agaricomycetes; Boletales; Suillaceae. Bases 1 to 2325 code for a protein of 774 amino acids. The transcript has 10 exons. The record is from RefSeq and is a predicted model, not a curated record.
AUGCCUCCAAGGGAACAUUCUCCCACUCAAGUGGAAAAUUGGGGUAUCGACAAGCAGGAUGAUGCAGGGUUUGUACCUGAGGAAGGCACUUGGGUGGACAUGGGGCAUUUGUUUCAGACUUUCCAUCCACACAUGACUGGAUGCAAAUGCGAUGUUAACAGUACAUUUAUCAACCAGGAUGUGCCCCCGCUGCCUCGUACAAAUGCCCCAUCAACUGACUGGAUGCCAUAUAAUGAUAGGGUCAAAUUCAAGACUGCAGAGUUUCUAUUUAAAUGCAACCAGAUGUCCGCCAAACAAAUCAACACUCUACUCGACUUAUGGGCCGCAACUCUGAUAAAACAUAACACCAUUGAUGCGACACCACUCGGGGAUGUCCCCUGGAAGAUGUUCUCGUAUGAUGUAUGGUAUAGAGACCCACUGCAAAUUGUUCACAACAUGCUCGUGAACCCUGCCUUCGACAGAGGCAUCAAAUACUCACUGUACCAUGAUUACACCAGUAACAACAAACAAUACUGGAAAUACUUGAUGUCAGGUGACUGGGCAUGGAACCAGGCGGACCUCAUUGCCAAAAACCAAGAGACUUAUGGUUCAACAUUUGUGCCAUUGAUUAUUGGCAGUGACAAGACAGUUGUAUCUGUUGCUACAGGCCAAAUAGAAUACCGCCCGCUAUAUCUUUCCAUUGGCAAUAUCCACAAUAGUCGGUCACUCGCCAAAAUUUUCGAGUCUGUGAAACCAUUCAUGGAAACUCCUGAUGUCAUGCACUUCCCUGAUUGUCACUUUCGACGAACGGUAUAUGGUUUAGGUCCCUAUAUAGCUGAUUAUCCAGAGCAGGUGUUGCUCUCUGGCAUUGUGCAGAACUGGUGUCCGCGGUGUCUGGCAAACAGCAAGGACCUCGAUGGUGUGCACACUGAGCUGCUCAUUGAACAGCUAACAUAUAAACAGGUUUGGCAAGAGUACAGUAUUAUUGGUGAUCUUGUCCCAUUCACCAAUGAUUAUCCUCGAGUGGACAUCCACGAGCUCCUCUUGCCAGAUCUCUUACACCAGAUAAUCAAGGGAACAUUCAAGGACCACUUGGUUGACUGGGUAGAAAACUAUCUAAAUAUCACACAUGGUGCUCGCUGUGCAGCCAAAAUUAUGGAUGACAUUGACCGCAGGUAUGUAAGUUAUUGUAUUUUUGCUGGAUUUCAGCAGUGGACUGGUGAUGACUCCAAGGCCUUGAUGAAGGUGUACCUAGCUGCAAUUGAGGGCCAUGUCCCUCAAGACAUGGUGUGCACAUUUGGUGCAUUCCUUGAUUUCUGUUAUAUUGUACAGUGCAAAGCUCUUACUGAAACUGACCUUGUCCAAAUCCAAGAUGCCCUUGACCACUUCCACAAAUACCAGGAGAUCUUCAAAGCAACUGGUACUGUCACGACAUUCUCACUACCACGCCAACACUCUCUGUGUCACUACAUACUACUCAUUCGACUUUUUGGGGCACCCAAUGGCCUUUGUUCUUCCAUUACUGAAUCUAAGCACAUAAAGGCCGUGAAAGAACCCUGGCACCACUCUAGCAGGUUCAAGGCACUUGGUCAAAUGUUGCUGACCAACCAGCAUCUAGACAAACUUGCAGCUGCAUGCAUGGAUUUUGAGGCACGUGGCAUGCUUCACGGCUCUUGCUUAUCUGAGGCUUUGCAAGAACUCCAAAGGUAUGUUUGUACACUUGGCGUUGAACUCAACCUUCUGCACUUCCCUCUCAUAAUCCAAGAAUUCAUCCAUGACCAGCAACAUUUGGACAACCCCAACCCUCCCAAAUAUGAUCCCAUGACAGCUCAAUUAUUCUUGGGGAAGUUGACCAUCUUUAACUCUGCUGCAGCAUUGUUCUAUGCACCCAGCAAUCUGAGUGGUACUGGAGGUAUGCACCAGGAGCACAUCCGGGCAACACCAUCAUGGCAUGGUGGCCCUCGCAGGAACGACUGCAUCUUUGCUAAUGUGGGCACCAACUUAGACUCUCAUAUGGGUGGACUUGCAGUUGCACGGGUCUUGUGCUUUUUCUCUUUCAGCAAUCGGACAUCGCAUUAUCCCUGCACCAUUGUUCAUUGGUAUUCUCAUGUACUCAAGGGACGUAAUCCUGACACAGGCGUGUACAUUGUCACUCCCACAACAAAUGAUGAUGACACUCCAGAUGUCUCUAUUAUUCAUGUCGACAGCAUUUUUCAUGCUGCCCAUCUCAUUCCAGUAUAUGGAUCAGACUUUAUUCCUAUCAUCAGUCUGCAUGACUCAUAUGACAUGUUCAACUCAUACUACGUCAAUAAAUAUGCGGAUCAUCAUUCUUUUGAGAUAGCAUGA